AAAAAAAAUACUCUGAACAAAAAGAUUUUGUUUUCUAUUCAUCGAAAAAAUAUAAAAGAAAAAAAAAAAAAAAGAUUCUGUUUCCCCUCCAUAAAUAGAGCAACUUUUCCCUACUGCACAGUAUACUUCACCGGUUCCACCCCAGCCAGUUAGAACCACAGAACAGACUAAGAGGGUGGGGAAAUGGGGUGGGCCAUCGCUCUUCACGGCGGUGCCGGAGAUAUCUCGGUCAGUUUGCCAGCGGAGCUCCGUCUGCCUCGCGAGGCCGCCCUCCGUCAUUGCCUUCAGAUCGGUGUCGCAGCACUCAAAGCCGGGAGGCCUGCCUUGGACGUAGUUGAACUUGUGGUUCGUGAACUAGAGAACAUUCCAUGCUUUAAUGCGGGUAGAGGAUCAGUCUUAACCAGCAACGGUACAAUUGAAAUGGAAGCUUGUAUCAUGGAUGGCAAAACAAUGAAAUGUGGAGCUGUUUCUGGGCUCAAAACCGUUGUUAAUGCGAUAUCUUUAGCACGGCUAGUCAUGGAGAAGACUCCUCAUAUAUAUCUCGCAUUUGAUGGUGCAGAAGCUUUUGCAAGGGAACAAGGUGUUGAGACUGUAGAUUCAAACCACUUCAUUACUCCAGAAAAUAUCGAAAGGCUAAAGCAGGCAAAGGAGGCCAAUAGAGUGCAGAUUGAUUAUACACAACCCAUUAAGAAAGUUGUGGAGAAAGAAAAACCAGUUGCAAACGGCGAUAGCCAUAUUGGGACUGUAGGAUGUGUGGCAGUUGACAAUCAGGGCAAUUUAGCUACCGCAACUUCAACUGGUGGAUUAGUUAAUAAGAUGGUUGGAAGAAUUGGGGAUACCCCAAUCAUAGGUGCAGGAACAUAUGCCAACAGUCUCUGUGCAGUUUCUGCCACAGGAAAAGGGGAGGCCAUAAUACGAGGUACUGUUGCAAGGGAUGUUGCGGCUCUUAUGGAGUUCAAAGGUCUUUCUCUCAAGGAUGCUGCUUCUUGUGUUAUCGAGGAACGUGCUCCAAGUGGAAACGUUGGCUUGGUUGCUGUAUCUGCCUCAGGAGAAGUCGCAAUGCCUUACAAUACAACAGGCAUGUUUCGAGCCUGUGCUACUGAAGAUGGGUAUUCAGAAAUUGCUAUAUGGCAAUGCAGAAUUGAGUGAUUUGGGCGAGCGUUAAUUGUUGUAAUCUGAAUAUCAAAUAAUUAUCAUAUUUGGCCGUUUCAAAAUCAUGAGUAUUCAAUUAUGAUAGAAUAACAAAUUUUCACCUUUAUGUUGUUGUACUAUCAAAAUUUGGUUGAUAAUGAUGAAUUAUUUUAGAGAAAUUGA
Molecule: messenger RNA, 1314 nt
Organism: Ziziphus jujuba (common jujube)
Lineage: Eukaryota; Viridiplantae; Streptophyta; Magnoliopsida; Rosales; Rhamnaceae
Product: isoaspartyl peptidase/L-asparaginase
Exons: 4
Coding region: 184-1149 (321 amino acids)
Molecular function (GO): hydrolase activity
Source: RefSeq, a predicted model, not a curated record